AUGCAUCCCUCUAGAGCUCUGCAGUUUUCUCCGUUCAGAAGAUCUUGCGCAACAAGGAUUCCAAGAGGCAAAGUAGUCGGGAAAAGGUGGAGGAUUAUAAGCAAGCUUGGAGAAGGUGGAUUCGGAGCAGUUUACAAAGUCGAAGAUAUAAAUACUAAUCAACUCGCUGCUCUCAAAGCAGAGGCGAAUGGCGAACGAGGAAGCGUGUUACGUUUGGAAGCUCUGAUAUUAAAACGUCUAGCUGGGAAGCCUCACGUCGCACAGCUCUUACAAAGCGGUAAAAAAGAAUUUUACUCAUACAUUGUCAUGACUUUACUGGGACAGAGUUUGGAUGACAUACUUAGAAGGAUUGGAAAGGUCUGUUCUGUGUCUACACAGAUUCGCAUUGGAAUCAACUUGUUAUAUGGUAUUAAACAAAUACACGAUGUUGGCUUUAUACACAGAGAUGUAAAGCCGUCAAACAUGGCACUUGGCUACAAAUACUCGGAGCAGAGUCGUAUCUUCCACAUCUUUGACUUCGGACUUGCUAGAGAGUUUGUUGUUGUGGAAGAUGGAAGGAGGAAGAUGCGAAGGCCAAGACCAGGAACCAUACGGUACUGCUCAGCUAAUGUACAAGAGAGAGGAGAACAAGGAAGAAUGGAUGAUUUAUGGUGUCUGCUCUAUGUGCUUGUAGAGCUGCGAGGGCCAUUACCUUGGUCUCGUGUACGAGACCGGCAUAAAGUGCUCAGAAUGAAGAAGGACAUUGAGCUAGAAGAGCUAUUAGAGAAUUGUCCAGUAGAGUUGAUCGCUUUUGGAGAGCAUAUAAGUAGUCUUAACUACUAUCUUCGACCGGAUUAUGCUCUACUAUAUCGUCUACUUGAACAAGUCAUGAGGAGCGGAAAGAUAAGCUUUUCUGAUCCUUACGAUUGGGAGAAAACAAAGACAAAAGAGAAACGAUCCUUUGAUACGUCGGUGUCGAAGGAAGCAACAGUAACGCCCGAUAAUACACCAGCACAAAGUGUAGAAAAAAGGACUGUUUCCCUACAAUCCCCUCUCCUCACUCCAGAACAAACAUUUCAAUCAGCUGAACAGGAGGUCAAUAGUCCAUUUCCUGCUGAAUUUUUUUCUCACGACGCAUUGGGAUUUUGA
Molecule: messenger RNA, 1128 nt
Organism: Cylicocyclus nassatus
Lineage: Eukaryota; Metazoa; Nematoda; Chromadorea; Rhabditida; Strongylidae
Source: the annotation of a GenBank genome assembly